This is a messenger RNA of Sinocyclocheilus rhinocerous, 2957 nucleotides long. RefSeq names its product zinc finger matrin-type 1 (gene zmat1). Gene Ontology annotation, molecular function: nucleic acid binding; zinc ion binding. The coding region runs from base 102 to 1865 and encodes 587 amino acids. The transcript is spliced from 7 exons. The record is from RefSeq and is a predicted model, not a curated record. Lineage: Eukaryota; Metazoa; Chordata; Actinopteri; Cypriniformes; Cyprinidae.
CGCAUAUCACCUCCCUUCGUAUCUUAGCCAUUGCCAUGUAGAGCUCUUUGGCAUUUUUAGCCUAAUCAGCUACAGUUUUGAUUUAUUUCCAGGUAUAAAAAAUGUCCGAGCUUGAAGCUAGUGUAUCGUGUUCUCCGCAGUGUGCGGAAACAGACAAAACCAAAAAUACAGACGAUAUCAAUCCAGAAACAGUACAAAACACUAACACCAAUAUUUCUCAGGUUGAAGAAGGGUCUCAGGGUGACAGUGAUCUUCUCAAAGGCCUGUUGACCGAUAACUUCUGUCACAUCUGUGAAGCAACCCUGCUUUACGAGUCCCAGAGAGUUUCUCAUUAUGAGGGGAAAAAGCAUGCACAAAGAGUCAGGAUGUACCUACAGAGCAAGAAAGCUAAAAUAAAUAAGCUGAGCCAAGAUUGUGGAGGCCUUUUGAGAGGUCUGUCUGCAGAGAAGUUCUGCGAGCUGUGCAACAUGGUAUUCAGCUCUCCAACUGUGGCCAAGUCGCACUAUGAGGGCAAAGUUCAUGCCAAGAAUAUGAGAAAAACAAAUCCUCCGCCACCUGAAGCGCCCGUCCUAGAAUCCACAACUCCUGUUGUCCUCCCAUCAGAGGCUGCUGUGCAGAAUCAGAUCAGUCAGGAGCAGAACACUUCUGGCUCGGGCGAUCAAGAGGUUGAUCUCAGUGACCCCAACAAGUAUUGUACGCUGUGCAGCGCUUCCUUUAACAACCCUCUGGUCGCCCAGCAGCACUACAGUGGCCGGAAGCAUCAGCGGAGCCAGGCCCGGCAAGAGAUGCUGGACCAGAUGGGGGAACAGUCAGAACAUGUGAGCUCGCUGACUUGCCCGAUUUGUUGUCUGACGCUCAGCUCAAUAGAGAUGUACCAGGCACACAUGCAGGGAAACAAACACAUUGUCAAAGAGAAGAAAGUUAUGGAACUGUGCAAAUCUCAGAAGAAAGUGUACGACUCCUUCCAGGAUGAGCUGGCUGACUACAUUCAGGUGCAGAAGGCCCGGGGACUGGAGCCCAAAGCAGGACCGGGCACCAUAGGACAAGCAAACAAGGAUCUGGAUGAGAGUGUGAAAGAAGGUCCACAGAAAGCAGAAGAGAUGCCUCAUCCUGGCAAGCUGGUUCCACGUUUUCCACCUCCUGGUUUCCCUCAACCUCACUGGCACCCACACUUCCAGUCUCAGGUCAAUCAAUUUGGCUUUGGCAUGAGAGGCCCUGUCCCACACUAUCGGCCGGGGUAUAUGCCCCAUGUCCAUCCUCCUUUCACACCUGGUCACCUGUGUAAAAGAGGAAGGAGCCCCGAGUCAUUUAGCUCCUCCUCUUUUUCAGACUCCUCCUCUUACACUAGCAGCAGUAGUGACAGCAGCAGCAGUUACGACAGCAAAGAGAGGAGGAGACGGAAGAGGAAGAUGAAAAAGGGAGGGAAGAGCAGAAGAGACCAGGAGGAAGGGUCUGAUACGGAACGGGGUGAAAGGAAAAAGAGGCGGAAAGGAGACAGGGGAGGAAGUGUAGAAGGAGAAGAUGAUAGAAAGAAAUGGAAGGAGAGAAGAAAAAGAGAGAGGAGCUCUAGUGAAGACGAGGAAAGCAUAGGUAAAAGCAGAGCAAGCAAGAAAAGUAGGAGGCACGGGGAUGGACAGCAUGCAAAGAGACGAAAGGAAGCGGAACUCUUGGUCAAACAAGAGAUUGAAGUGCACGAGGAACCACAGGGAAAGAUGGAGGAACAAGUAGAAGUCAGGACAGAAACAAAAGAUGGCAAACACAAACACAAAAAAGAGAGGAAAAAAGGAAAAGAGAAGAUGAAUCAAGAAGACAACAGGACAGAGGAGGAAAGGCUCUGGGAUGAGACGAUUCUUGGUGUUUUUUAGACAAUGAUGGUCUGUCGGUAUUGUUCUAAUUAAACUGCACGGGACCUCAGAAAAGCAUUUUCCUGAAAUCCUCUGGGCUCUUCUCAAUAUGUAUGCUUUCUGAAGAACUUUGAAGGCCUUUCUUUCAGAAACUCAUCUGCUCUAAAUUCCUUGUUAAGGAAUCAGAAGUGAAAAUGUUGUCAUCAUUUACUUACCCUCAUUUCAUUUCAAACCCAUAUGACUUUUAUGGAACAUUUAAGAAUGUUCUUGCAGCUUUUUUGCAAUUCAGUGAAUUUGAAUAGAAGCUGUCAUUCUCCAAAAAUGACAAAAAAGCAGAAGUCAAUACAACUUGUGCACUAUAUUUCAAUUAUUUUGAUUUUUGGUGAGGUACAGAUCAAAAUUUAUUCAAAAUAUUGGCUGAAAAUAAUGCUGCCUGCAAUUCCACAUUUUCAACCGUGAGCAGAAAUGUGACAUGCAAAAAAACUACAGUGUUUGUUAAAAACAAAACAAAAAUCAAAUGGCUUCAAAAGACUUUAUAUUGCACAAGUUGUAUGAAUUAACUGUCACCUUUAAGAUGCUUUUGCCAUUUUUAGUGCUUGACAACAUCCAUUCACUUUCACAGGGUGGAAAAGAGCAACAUGAACAUUAUGCUAAACCUCUCCUUUUGUGUUCCACUGAAGAAAGUAAGUCAGGCAGGUUUGGAAUGACAUGAGGGGUGAGUAAAUGAUGUGAAAAUGUUCAUUCUUUGAAAUGCUCAGGACUACCGACUUUAGGACGUCUCUCUAGAGCUGCACUUCACUCUUGUAGAAAUCACUAAUAUUUUAUACCUUGAGGUGUGAUGCAAAAACACUAUGUUAGCCAUCCACCAUGUCCAUGUGGAUGUGUCCUUCAACUUGCUUCAUGCUUUGAUCAAAUAAAUCCCUCCCGCUGUUUAUAUCAGCAUAGAUUUAGUAUUUAUUGUAAACUUUUUCGAAAAAUCUAAAAAUACAUGAACCUUUCUUUAUGACUCCAGUUUUGGUCUCAAGGGGGCGCUGAGUGCCAGCAUGUACGCUUUAUGUCGGUGGUGUCAAACUCAAUUCCUGGAGGGCCACAGCUCUGCAGACUUUAGCUCCA